This is a messenger RNA of Ilex paraguariensis (yerba mate), 761 nucleotides long. NCBI's taxonomy places the organism in Eukaryota, Viridiplantae, Streptophyta, Magnoliopsida, Aquifoliales, Aquifoliaceae. The record is from the annotation of a GenBank genome assembly.
AAAUGGGUGAUAAAAUCGAUCUUGGAGAUCAAGAAGAAGAGGAAGAGACACUUUCUCUCAGCAAUCUUCCACUAGCCACCCAUGAACCCAACGCCAAAGAUUUUUCCAGACUCAAAGAACGCCGAUCAUCAUCCCAACCCACCGACUUCUUCGAGUUCUUCAGCGACCUCAAUGCCGAGAUGUCUCAUGCAGAAGACAUCAUAUUCUGCGGUAAACUCAUACCUCUCCAAGAACAAUCUCUCCCCAACAUAACCCAUAAACCUCCCACCGGAGAAGACAGGAAACCACAAAGCUUUUGUCGUCGGCGAUCGGAAUCAUCGCCGGAGUUAAAGACUAGUAGUAGUACUUCUCGAUCCAACAGUACAAAAACAAUCCAAAUGAGGAGUAGCCGGUCUCUGGAUUACCAAAAACUACGUAGAAAUUCAAGCUUAAGUUCCGAUACAUCGGAAAUUCAUCGAAAUUCCUCGGUGAAAAGAUCGGAAAAGUUUGAGUUUUGGGGUAUAAAGCUAUUGAAACCAAGGUGGCAUGCUUUGAUGUUUGGGCUUGUAAAGUUUCCGCCGGAGAUGGAUCUCCGGGACAUGAAGAACCGGCAGUUUCGUCGGAAUCCGGGGACUAUGUUUACUAUGCCUGACGCCGGAAAGAAAGUUCCGGUGAGGCGGAGUGACCGGAAAAGCUCUUGGGGACUGCUUAGGGUGUUGGGCUGUGUAGAUCAUAGUAGUGUUGAGAUAACGGCGUCGUUUGGCUGCAUGCCACAAGGUUGA